This is a messenger RNA of Galeopterus variegatus (Sunda flying lemur), 3253 nucleotides long. RefSeq names its product MAX interactor 1, dimerization protein (gene MXI1). The record is from RefSeq and is a predicted model, not a curated record. Bases 187 to 1050 code for a protein of 287 amino acids. Gene Ontology annotation, biological process: regulation of transcription by RNA polymerase II. The transcript is spliced from 6 exons. Lineage: Eukaryota; Metazoa; Chordata; Mammalia; Dermoptera; Cynocephalidae. Gene Ontology annotation, molecular function: RNA polymerase II cis-regulatory region sequence-specific DNA binding; DNA-binding transcription factor activity, RNA polymerase II-specific; protein dimerization activity.
ACAGACCCACAGCGAGACCGACACACACUCACAUACACUCACACACAGAACCGCACGCAGCGAGGCUCGGGAAGUCAGGCCGGCUCCUCGCCCCAGCGUCUCCUCCGCUCCAGCCGGCCGGGUCUCCCUGGGGGCCCGGAGCUCGGCCGGGCCGCGCAGACGAGCUCGGCGGACCCCGGUUCCUUCAUGGGCAAACGCGGGCGGCCGCGCAAGGAGGCGCGCUACGAGGGCGCGGGGCUGGUCCCCGCCGCGCCCCCGGCCGUGCCCCCGGCGCAGCCCGAGGAGCCCGCGGGGGCCAAGCCCAGGUGCCCCUUCUCGGACAUUUUCAACACCAGCGAGAACUCGAUGGAGAAGCACAUCAACACUUUUCUGCAGAACGUGCAGAUUCUGCUCGAGGCCGCCAGCUACCUGGAGCAGAUCGAGAAAGAAAACAAAAAGUGUGAACAUGGCUAUGCCUCUUCCUUCCCCUCCAUGCCGAGCCCCCGGCUGCAGCAUUCAAAGCCCCCACGGAGAUUGAGUCGGGCACAGAAACACAGCAAUGGGAGCAGCAACACCAGCACUGCCAACAGAUCUACACACAAUGAGCUGGAAAAGAAUCGACGAGCUCAUCUGCGCCUGUGUUUAGAACGCUUAAAAGUUUUGAUUCCACUAGGACCAGACUGCACCAGGCACACAACACUCGGUUUGCUCAACAAAGCCAAAGCACACAUUAAGAAACUUGAAGAAGCUGAAAGGAAGAGCCAGCACCAGCUUGAGAACUUGGAACGAGAACAGAGAUUCCUAAAGCGGCGACUGGAACAGCUGCAGGGUCCUCAGGAGAUGGAACGAAUACGAAUGGACAGCAUUGGAUCAACUAUUUCUUCAGAUCGUUCUGAUUCAGAGCGAGAGGAGAUUGAAGUGGAUGUUGAAAGCACAGAGUUCUCCCAUGGAGAAGUGGACAAUAUAAGUACCACCAGCAUCAGUGACAUUGAUGACCACAGCAGCCUGCAGAGUAUUGGGAGUGAUGAGGGUUACUCCAGUGCCAGUGUCAAACUUUCUUUCACUUCCUAGAACCCAGCAUGACAUAACAGUGCAGGGCAAAAUAUUCACUGGGCCAAUUCAAUUCAAACAGUCUCUUAAAUUGGGUUCAUGAUGCAGUCUCCUUUAAAACUAAACAAAACAAAACUAUACUUGAACAGAAGGGUCAGGGAGGGACCCAUACUUAAGCAAAUACUUAGCAAAAAGUGGGGCACAGCCUCCCCAGCAGAACAAAUAUUCAUAAUAUUCAUAUUGGAAAAAAAUCAUAAUUUCUAAUGGCAGCAGAAAACUUGUGUGAAAUUUUGGUUUGAUUGCGUUGAUUUAAAAGAGGACAUUGGAGAUUCCAUGCUCUUUUUCUUUUCUAGUUUGCUCAUAUACAUUGAGUUGAAACAUUUAGGGAUGGGGUUAAUGAACCCUUCCUGAGUUUUAUGGUAAAAACAAAAUCAAACCUAUAGUAAUGAAAAGACAAGAUCAUCAGGCGUUAAUCUUGGAUAGCUAAAGAGCUAUUAAAACUCAGCCUAGGAUAGUUUAUCCUGAAGCCUGUGGAUGGUCAAUACUUUAAAAAAAAAAAAAAGCUUAUUUCAUUCUCUGCAAAAGGAGACUCCCAUGAAGCCUUUUGAAAGGGAUCAUUAUGCAGCUCAGCUUUCUGUUGGAUUCCAUGCUAAGCAAGCUAACCUUAUCCUGCAUUGUUAGCUAGCACUAGGGCACCUAACUGCCAACUCACCAGCCCGCAGCCCCUAGGGCCGCAUGGGGGCAGUCAAUGCACGACAGCCUCUACACAAGGUGUAUGAAUGUGGAUUGGGGGACCAGAAGGAGAAAGCUCCACGUGCCUCUGUAUCUGCAUGGGUCAGAAGAGUUGUGCACGCAGAUUAGCAGGCCAAGGUCUGAGCCACGGCAGCAUUUUUAUUUCAGAUUUUGAUAACUGUUUAUAUGUGUUGAAAACCAAAAUGACAUCUUUUUAAAGCUUGUCCAUAAAAAAAAAAAAUAGAUGUCUUUUAUAGUGGAAAAACACAUGGGAAAAAAAAUCAUCUAUUUUGAUGCAGCAUUUGAUAAUGAUAAACACCUCACACCUCACUCUUUAUAGUGCACAAAGUGAAUGAGGUCUGGGCUAGGUAGAAAAAGGUCAAUGCUGUUUUUGUUUCCUUUUAGAAUCAUUACCAGUUUUUAACCAUCUGAUAUCUAUAGUAGACACACUAUCAUAGUUAACAUAGUUAAGUUCAGCACUUGUCUCAUUUUAAUGUAAAGAUUUGCUUCCAUUUUCCCACGAGCAGUCUCUCUCCUUCCUCAUAAUCCCACUGUGCAGGUGCUAUUACUCUUAUAAAUAUCUUCAGAAAUGUUAUUUUCUUUUAAGUGAAAUUUCUAGCCUGCACUUUGAUGUCAUGUGUUCCCUUUGUCUUCAAACUCCAAGGUUCCCCUCUGGCCCUCUCCCUUACCCUGGGAAGCCUUCUUGGAGCCCUUACUCCUGGCUGUUUGGACUUUGUAUACUUUAAAUAAUUUAACUACCCUUAAGUACUUUAAAAAAAAAAAAAAAAGCUUUAUGAUUUUCAUAACUUAUUGCUGAUUUUAAUGGGUUGUUAAUUUCAGUCCUGUAGUUUUAUUUUAUGUUUAGAUAGGGCUGGGCAAGGAAAAAGAAAAUAAAGACAACCAUAUUUAGCAGUGCAGUUGAGUUGUGUGUUAAUGUCAGACUGUCCUUUUCGUGAGUAGCACUUUUAACAGCAUUCACUACUUCUGUAUAUGAAGUGUACCAUCUUGGUCACAUAUAAGGCUUCGGCAUAUACUUACCUGUUCAUGUACUCUUCUGGUGCCUCCAAAAAUAUUUUUUCCUUGUGCUGUGUUUCGGUGGAAGAAAUUCUUUGAAGUAGAUAUGUGUGAAAAACUACAUACCUUUAGAAGCCCAGUAUUAGAACUUGCUACACUUCAGGUGCUGGAGACUUAAUGAAAAACAUACAACAAAUUCAUUUCUUUGGCCCAAAUUAUUUCUGGUUUCAUUUAUUACUACUGGCCAGGUCAAGAUGUUGCUUUAUAUAUUUGCUUAUUUUUGACUUUCCCAAGUGAGUUUAAAGACUGUGCUAAAUACCGUGGAAAGUAAAUGGAAACCAGUGAUGAAGCUUGCAUUUUGUUUUUCUCAUGGCAUUCACUUGCAUCUUUUGGCCUAAGGCUGAAGUUUCGGACUUCAUUCAGGUGAACAUGAGGUGCUGCCAUUUUGUUGUAUGCAUACAGGAUGAUGGGUUGGGAA